Molecule: messenger RNA, 1875 nt
Organism: Closterium sp. Yama58-4
Lineage: Eukaryota; Viridiplantae; Streptophyta; Zygnematophyceae; Desmidiales; Closteriaceae
Source: the annotation of a GenBank genome assembly
AUGCUGUCGCUGUCAUGGGCUUCAACCCGCCCUCUCUGGCGCCAAACACCAAGGUGGGGGGUAGGUAUUGGAGGUGAGUUUCGACUCGACUCUAAAGUCGUUGUCAUGGGCUUCAAUCCACCAUCCUUGGCCAAACACCAAGACACCUCCCUUUCCGCCCAUCUCAUCUCCCCCUCUCCCUCUGUCACACACCCUCACUCCCUCCUCAACCAGGGUGCUCCAGGCGUCACCUUCCCCUCCGUCCUUCAAGAGCUAAGGGCUCGCAUUGAUGCUGCUGAAGCAGACACCACCACGCUCUCCUCCCAUAAUUCCCUCUUCCCUGCUCCUCCCAUCUUCCGUCUCCCUUCCAUUCCCCAACCAGGGUGCUCCAGGCAGCUAAGGGCUCGCAUCGAUCCUGCUGAAGCAUGCACCGCCUCUUAUUGUCUUCCCCACUCCUUCCUCCUAUCCCCCGCCCUUUCAUUCCCCAACCAGGGUGCUCCACGCGUGACCUUCCCCUCCGUCCUUCAAGAGCUAAGGGCUCGCAUCGAUGCUGCUGAAGCAGAGGGGGAUGUGCCAAGGCACUUUAUCCUCUCGCCUGCUGUCGGCCCGGAGACCAUCACAGGGUCCACGAGGCUCAAGGGCGGCACUGCCACCAAGGUCCUCCUGGAAACCAUCUUCAGCCGGGCCAUUGCCCGAGUGCUGCGCCUGCCUGCUCUAGGAAGCUACGCGGGAGUGCCCCUGCUACUCAUCAACCCUCCCCCGGAGCUCACUCCCCAAGACACCACGGCGGUUCGGCGGGCGGCUCGGGUAGCCUGGGGCCGAACCGAGGCUGCCCCGGCGGCUCGGUACGACGAUGUGAUGGCGGCUUACGAAGGGGCGAUGAGGGGAGUCUACCAGCAGUUACCCGGCAUUGUGGCCCUCACUCGUCUCUUCCAUCGCUCCAUUAGCACUGGCGGCCGGGUCAUGUACAUUGGGGAUGACUCUCUAGGCCUGGUGGGCCUCAUAGACGCCUCAGAGCAGGUGCCCACCUUUGGAGCGCGCCCAGGCUCCUUUCAAGGCUUCCUCACCUCCACGUGGCACCGCCUGAUUCGUCCGUUGAAUCAGCACACAGUCGAUCCCUUGGAGCCACUCAAGGCCAUCAGCACAGACCACUUUCUGCACGAGAUCCUCCCCACCACACGUGCCAACGACACGGUUCUCCUGUUAGAGUCACACGUGCUACAGCAACAGCAGUUCCCUCUCCCGCUCCUCACCGCCCUCCACGCACGAGCCAAGCAGGGGCUUCUGUCCCUCGCUUUGCUAAGUGUCGGUGUGGCUCCUCACGACCGUCUCUUAAUGGUGUAUGAUGAUGAGGAUGGGAUGGAAGAGGGGAAGGAAAGGGAGGACGAGAGUGAAGGGGAAGAGAGUGAGCUGGGAGAGAGUGAGGAGGAGGGGGAGGAGGGAUGGGAUGAGGAUGAGGAGGGAGAGGAGGAGGGGGGUGGUGAUCAAGUGGAGGGCAGGGCAGAAGGGCAAGGGGCGGAAGGGAAGGAGGGAGGGAAGGAGGACGAAGAGGAGGAAAGGGAGGAGGGAGCGGAGGAGGAAAGAGGAGGAGGGGAGGAGGACGAAGAGGGAGGGGGAGGGAGGAGGAGGACGAAGAGGAGGAAGGUGGAAGCAGUGAUUCGGGGGUGCUGGUGGGGAGGGAAUCAAGAGAGGAUGAGAGAGAGGGUGCAUCUGGGGGGGAUGAUGGGGAGGGGGACGAGGAGGGGAGUGAGGAGGGGAGUGAGGAGGGGAGUGAGUGGGAGUCAGUGGAGGGGGACGAAACAGAGCAUCUGCUUCACAGUAGUGCCACAGGACAAGCUUCUGAGUCGACUCAGAAGCCUCCCGGUGAUGCAGCAGCACAACCAGCAGCAGCAGUAG